This is a messenger RNA of Caenorhabditis sp. 36 PRJEB53466, 1461 nucleotides long. The record is from the annotation of a GenBank genome assembly. Lineage: Eukaryota; Metazoa; Nematoda; Chromadorea; Rhabditida; Rhabditidae.
AUGGUAAGCAUCACUAAAGAGAACAUUCGGAGCAACGUUCAGAUUGUUCCAGCACUCGAAAAGUGUGUGUCUGUUGCUGGCCGUCCUUCACGUCACCGUCUCGGCGAUCAGCAUCCAAAUGGAGCUGCUGAAAGACGAAAAGGACGCGUGCUACAAGUACACGAAAAAAGGCGCCGAGUUUCUGAUGGUCACCCACGCACGCAUCCUCAAUUUGGGCGCUGAUGGAACGGUUUGUGGCUGGCUUUAUAGCAUAGUUGCCACGGGCCGGGCCGGGCCGGGCCGAAAUUUCCAAAACUCCGGCCCGGCCCAGCCCGGUCGGCCCGGUUCAAAAAGCGGGAAUUCAAAAUUUGAAUUAUUGAUCGCAUGAAGGCAAUUUUUUGUAGAAUUAGGGGUUUUUUGCAAGCAUCGAACAUUGAAAAACAAAUGUAUUUCUCAUAAAAAAUUCAUAAUAGCAAAAAAACAAAGAAGAAACACUAAAACUUUAGUUCGAAAAUUUUUUUUGUAAUAACGAAAAAAAAAUUUCCGCGAAAAUUUGAAUUCCCGCCUUUUGAACCGGGCCGACCGGGCCGGGCCGGGCCGGCACUUCACCGACCCGGCCCGGCCCGGGCCGGCCCGGGUCGGCCCGCAUGGCCGGCCCGAAAUCUGGCAAGUCUGCUUUAUAGGUUUGACAUUUGAGGGCUUCACUUUCAGAUCAUCGGCAACGUUCUGUGCGACUUUUCCAAAAAGAAAACGCUCAAGACGGCGUGCAGCGGUGUCGGAGACGUUAGUUUCUUGCUUUCUCUCUCUUUUUUUUCUACCUCAAAUUCCUCUUCUUUUUCAGACGAAAGCGGGCGGAAAUUUGGUCCUUCUUUUGUCGGUGACCGCCCGGAAAGAGAUGAUGCUCUCGCAGGUCGAGUACCGUUACAAGGAGUCGUCGAUGCAGCUGAGCAAGCUGCUCGACAUGGACAAGCUGAAAGAUCAGCAAUUCGACCACGAGGUGCACAUUCAGGUCAAGCGCAUCAAGAUUGACGGAAUCGGCAACUUGUAAGCACACUUUUUAAACGUAUAAUGGUCUCCGCACAUGGCGUUUUGAACAUUUUGGAGCGAAAUUCAAAAUUUGAGCGCUUUGAAUGCUUGUAUUUACGUGUAUUGUCUGAAAGACAGCAAUGCGCAAAAUAAGUGAUGCGGUUUCGAAAAUCUGCGAAAACGCGCGCCAAAAUGUCAGAAAUUUUGAGAAUGAUUGUGUUCUCAUGACAAUUUAUCAUUUUUUAUUGCUUUCGAUCACGAAAAUCAGAGAAAAUGAAUCGAAUCCGACAUUUCAGUGACGUCAGGUUGGGAUCGUGCCACGACGCGUAUCCGGGAAGUCUGAUUGCCGAUCACGGAUUGUACGCGAGCCGCUGGGACGGCAAAAACAAGAACAUCCAAUGGAACCGCGUGUACUUUGAUCCGGACGGUCUCGGCGAAAAGUUUUUGACCGACUAG